Messenger RNA from Jatropha curcas, 3158 nucleotides. Its product is annotated as ribonuclease II family protein. Gene Ontology annotation, biological process: rRNA catabolic process; nuclear mRNA surveillance of mRNA 3'-end processing. The record is from RefSeq and is a predicted model, not a curated record. Gene Ontology annotation, cellular component: nuclear exosome (RNase complex); cytoplasmic exosome (RNase complex). Lineage: Eukaryota; Viridiplantae; Streptophyta; Magnoliopsida; Malpighiales; Euphorbiaceae. Gene Ontology annotation, molecular function: RNA binding; endonuclease activity; 3'-5'-RNA exonuclease activity.
UCAAUUUAGAAUUGAAACCCUCGUGUUCCUUCCCUGACCUCCUUACAGGCCGUAUCGUUGCAGAAAAACGCGAGAACAUAACAACAAUCUCUCACUUCUACUAUACUACGCCAUUUACUGGGUUCAGAACAGCUUCAUCAACUAGUUAAACCACAAGAGAGACUCAGAGAUGCUACACAGUAAGACCUUCAAUAAGAAGACUAGGGGAGGCAAAGUUCAAAAGCUUGUAAGGGAAGUUUAUCUCAGAGACGAUAUUUACUGUGGAGCUUCAUUUUGUAAAGCAUGUGAUACCACAGGUGCUCGCUUGACUGCUUCUGCUUCCACUAUCCUUGUUCUUGACACUAAUGUUGUUCUCAAUCAGAUUGAUUUGCUUGAGAAUCCGGCCAUUGAAGAUGUUGUUGUGCUAUCAAUAGUGCUACAAGAAGUUAAGAACAAGAAUACCUCUGUUUAUAAUAGAAUUCGAGCCCUCUGCAGCAAUCCUGCUAGGAAAUUCUUUGUCUUUUCUAAUGAAUUCCACAGGGAUACUUAUGUUCAGAGCAUGACUGGUGAAAGUCCUAACGAUAGAAAUGAUAGAGCAAUUAGGGUUGCUGCCAGAUGGUAUCAGAGUCAUCUUGGUGAUGCAGUGAAGGUUUUACUUGUUACUAAUGAUAGGGAAAAUAAGAAGAGAGCUACUGAAGAGGGUCUUUCGGCUGAGACAAUUGAAUCUUAUGUGAAGUCACUGGGACAACCAGCUUUGCUUGACUUGCUUGUUCAGCCCGCUUCUGAAGAUGUAGUCAUGGAGGAAGUUGAAGAUUUGAGACCUUCAAAGAGGAAAGUUAUUUAUCCAGAGCACAAGCCCAUGUCAGAGAUUACUGCUGGUUUGACCAGUGGAAUAUAUCAUCAAGGAAAACUUCGUGUUAAUCGUUAUAAUCCAUUUGAAGCAUAUGUUGGAAGUGAAAGUAUCGGCGAUGAAAUAGUUAUUUAUGGGCGUGGAAAUAUGAAUAGGGCUUUUGAUGGUGAUAUAGUAGCAGUGGAAAUUCUUCCCCAAGAUGAAUGGCGUGAGGAUGAAUCUUUGUCUAUAGCAGAUGAAGAUGAUGAUGAUGAAGAAGUUCAUCUAGUUCCAAGCAGUGCAGAUGAUGCUCCUAGAACUACAAAUCCUGUAUCAAGUUCUGCUGCUGACACUAAUCCAAUCUCAACUCGACCAUCUGGCCAUGUUGUUGGCAUAAUAAAGCGUAAUUGGCAUUCCUAUUGUGGAUCUUUGGAGCCCAUGCCAAGGCCUGCUGGGAGUGGUAGUCUUGUCUAUGCUUUAUUUGUCUCUAAAGAUCGGAGAAUUCCAAAAAUUCGAAUUCAAACCAGGCAGCUUGAUAAUCUUCUGGACAAAAGAAUUAUUGUGGCAGUUGAUUCUUGGGACCGUCAGUCACGGUACCCUUCUGGUCAUUAUAUACGAAGUAUAGGAGAGAUAGGUGAUAGAGAUACUGAAACUGAGGUGGUCUUGAUAGAGAAUGAUAUAGAUGCAAGACCAUUUUCUGCCCAAGUGCUGGCAUGCUUGCCGCCUUUACCAUGGUCAGUCUCUGAAGAAGAUUUGGCCAAUCCUAUUAGGACAGACUUGCGACAUCUGCGUGUCUUCAGUGUUGACCCUCCAGGAUGCAAGGAUAUUGACGAUGCACUGCACUGUACACAGCUUGCAAGUGGAAAUUUUGAAGUUGGAGUUCACAUUGCUGAUGUAACAAACUUUGUUCAUGUGGGCACCCCACUUGAUGAUGAGGCUACACAAAGAGGCACAUCUGUGUACCUUGUUGAGCGUCGUAUUGACAUGCUUCCAAAACCUCUAACAGAAGAUAUAUGUUCUCUUCGAGCUGAUGUGGAAAGGCUAGCUUUUUCUGUCAUUUGGGAAAUGACCCCUGAAGCAGAGAUUAUUUCUACAAGAUACACCAAAAGUGUCAUCAAAUCUUGUGCAGCAUUGUCUUACAUUGAAGCUCAGGCUAGAAUGGAUGAUAGUCGAUUGAUGGAUCCAGUAACUAAAGAUUUGAGAAAUAUGAACACUUUGGCAAAGAUAAUGAGACAGAGGAGAAUUGAGAGAGGAGCACUAACUCUUGCUUCUGCUGAAGUGAAGUUUCAGAUUGAUACUGAGACUCAUGACCCUCUUGACAUCGGUAUGUAUCAGAUUCGAGAAGCAAACCAAAUGGUCGAGGAGUUUAUGCUUGCUGCUAAUGUUUCUGUGGCAGAGCAAAUUCUUAAACACUUUCCAGGAUGUUCGCUGUUAAGGCGUCAUCCUACUCCAACAAAAGAUAUGCUUGAACCUUUGCUGCGUACAGCUGCUGCUGUUGGUCUGAACUUGGAUGUCUCAUCAUCAAAAGCUCUAGCUGAUUCACUUGACCAUGCUGUGAGUGACGACCCGUACUUCAACAAGCUGAUCCGUAUAAUGGCAACAAGGUGUAUGACACAGGCAGUGUAUUUUUGUAGCGGGGAUCUCAGCCCUCCAGAGUUUCAUCAUUAUGGUCUUGCAGCACCUCUAUAUACUCAUUUUACUUCACCUAUUAGAAGAUUUGCUGAUGUCAUUGUCCACAGGCUGCUUGCUGCAUCUUUAGGGAUAUACAAACUUCCAACGAUAUUCAGGGACAGACCCCAGCUGACUAGUAUUGCUGAUAACUUAAAUUACCGGCACAGAAAUGCUCAGAUGGCAAGUCGAGGCUCUGUGGAGCUCCAUACUCUUAUAUACUUCAGAAACAGGCCAACAGACACAGAGGCCAGAAUAGUGAAGAUAAGAUCCAAUGGUUUUAUUGUAUUUGUGCCCAAGUAUGGCAUAGAAGGACCAGUCUACUUGACAGCUAGGAGUGAGAAAGGAGGUGGAGAAUGGUUUGUGGAUGAGCAGCAACAGAAAAUCAAGAAGAUGGAUGGUAGUGUUUCUUAUGGUAUUUUGCAGUCAGUUAAAAUUCACUUGCAGGUUGUGGAGCCUCAGCCCAACCGCCCAAAACUCCAACUUACACUUGUCUAAAUUGUCUAUGGCAUUGUCUCUUAGCUCUAGAGUUGUUCCCUGAUUUUGAAACAGUGAAGCCAUUACACUGCCAUGCCAUUUAGUUUGAAUUGCUUAGGAUAGGAUACGAUAUGGUUUGACUGUAUACAAAAUUUUGUAACAUACUAUAUAUAUUUGAGUGAGGAUAUAUUUUUUUAUUCUUGUA